Haplochromis burtoni (Burton's mouthbrooder) is the source of this 6678-nucleotide messenger RNA. RefSeq names its product semaphorin 7A (gene sema7a). NCBI's taxonomy places the organism in Eukaryota, Metazoa, Chordata, Actinopteri, Cichliformes, Cichlidae. The transcript is spliced from 14 exons. The record is from RefSeq and is a predicted model, not a curated record. Bases 516 to 2462 code for a protein of 648 amino acids. Gene Ontology annotation, biological process: integrin-mediated signaling pathway; positive regulation of ERK1 and ERK2 cascade; positive regulation of macrophage cytokine production. Gene Ontology annotation, molecular function: chemorepellent activity; integrin binding; semaphorin receptor binding.
UCAAACCAAACGUGAUAUAAAUAAAUGACUUUUGGUGAUAGGUUUUUUCCUCGACAUUAUUUAUCUUGUAACGAGGAAGAAGGUUCAUUUAAAACAAUGGACCUAAAGGGUGUCCAGAAUUUCGCUUCCAGUAAGGUCGAUUUACGAAAGGAUUUAAUAGUGAAGCAGUCGGUGUUAAAAGGAUUACAGUCAGUCUGAUCUUGCAGUAUAAGACUAUCACUAUCCAAUCGACUUUUUUUUUCGGGCUACAGGCUCAGCCCAGUGCAAUAAAUAACGUCAUCUAUACGAGGUUUUUAAUAUGAUAGGUGACGCAAACCCCACGAAUAAAGAAGAAAUGUUUAUAUUAAAUUAACACAAGAAACAAUCCAUAUAUUUCUAAGACUUGUGUUUUAUAUAAGGCAGAACAGCAUGCCACGCCCACGAGGCUUUUAUAGUCAAGAGGAUGGAGCGAGUAGAGCAGAUUGAUUUUGAGGGUGCAAAGGGAUUGUAGUGCAGCUCAGCAGCUAAGGCGCAAUAUGAAGCGUUUUCUUUUCUCUUUAUUUUGGCUUGUCGGGCAUUUACAGCCAGCUCUUUCUGCUGGUUUGAAGGAUACACCAACUCUCGGGUCCAAAAAUACUCCUCGACUUCUAAGCAAAGAUAUAAGCGUUGGGCUUGAAUACCAAAUUAAUCAGAACCACAGUGUGUUGUUCUAUGAGGAGGGCUCAGAUGAACUGUACCUGGGAGGCAAUGAUUUUAUAUUGAAACUCAAUGUGGACGACUUCCACGUCAUAGAGAAAUUUCAUCUGAAUGCAACGGGGCAAGAGGAAUGCCAAGAGGACCCCUGUGAAAAUGUUAUCACUGUCAUUGAGAAGUUUCAGAACAACCUGUUUGUCUGCGGGACGAACGGACAGAAACCAGAGUGCUGGCAACUUCGCCCUUCAGUGAACAAUCAGUCUCUUGAAAUAUUCGAUAGUCGUGACGGGACAGGAAUCUCUCCAUUUAUCUCCACACAGAACUCCCUAUCGCUCACAGUAGAAGGGGAUCUGUAUGCAGCAGCACCUUUGGAUGCUGAUGGAAGUACAUUGCAGUUCAGAAGACAAGCUGGCCACAGGACUAAUGUCUGGAUGUAUGACAGCUGGGUCUCAGAGCCCACAUUCGUCUCUGCGUCAUGGGUGCAGCGGAAGGACGACCCAGACAAUGAGAAAAUUUAUGUCUUUUUCCGUGAGAAGAACUCAGACCACAACCGAGAGGCUGACCCACUGAUAUCUAGGAUUGCCAGAGUUUGUAAGGUGGAUGAAGGUGGAUCAAAACGAUUUUUCCAGAACAUGUGGACAUCUUUUCUCAAGGCCCGUCUUGUGUGUGGAAUUCCAAAGGAGUCGCUGUAUUUUAACCGCCUCCAAGAUGUUUAUGUGAUGCACGCAGACAACUGGCAAGACACCAGGGUCUAUGCCCUCUUCACGAGCAACUGGAAUUCUACAGCAGUCUGCAUCUAUACAAUAAAAAUGAUUGAAAAUAUAUUUGAGAACUCCAAAUUCAAGGGCUACAACGACAACGUUCCCACACCAAGGCCAGGAACGUGUUCCACGAACAGCAAGGCUUUGCCACGUCACACAGUCAAUAUUGUGAAGGAUCACUCAGAAAUGGCCGACUGGGUUGACUCAGAUCCUUUUUAUAUAAGCACCAACAACUACACCAAGAUAGUCGUGGACAGAGUUCAGGCUGCAGACCAAAGAUUUUAUAACAUUCUGCUUCUAGCUACUGAUUCCGGGAAGAUCCAUAAAGUCUUGGAGUCUGGGUCAGAACCUUUUAUCAUAUCUGAAACGCAGCUCUCCAACUCUUCAAUCAUACAGUCAAUGAAGCUUGACUCUAAAAAGAAAACAUUAAUUGUGGGGUCUGCUGAGAGAAUAACUGCAGUGAACCUUCAGAGUUGUCAGGAGUAUAGCAAGUCUUGCGAAGAAUGUGUUCUGGCCCGGGAUCCAUACUGUGCCUGGACUAACGAUGGAUGCACCUCGACUGUCCCCGGGAGCAUUCAGAAUAUCGUGGAUGGGAAAACAAACGUAUGCAGUUUAACAGUUAAAGAGUCAAGAAACCGGACCAAACGUGAGAUACCUCCACUAUCAUCGGUGCAUUUGAGGACAGUUCAUUCAGUCCCCCAGGGUGUGCCUUUCUAUCUGUCCUGUCCUAUAGACUCCUACCACGCUGAGUAUACAUGGGAGCAAAAAGGCCAAAAGAGUCCUUGUUUGCAGAUGCUUACCAACUGUCUGCACCUCAUUCCUUCCAUGUCACAGGAGAAGUAUGGCACGUACAGAUGUAUUUCAGAAGAGAAAGACUACAUCAAAGUGGUGGGAACAUAUGAGCUCAUAGAGAACCAAGACCCAAAAAAGUGCUCAAAAAGCAAUACACCUGACAACUGGAACGCUGCACCAGCUCUUAUUCCAGAGAUGACAUGGAUCACGCUGCUUGUAGCAAUAAUUUCUUUUUGAACUGACUCUCUGUUACUCGCUACUUUUAAUUUGCAGUGUCAAAAUGUCAGGCCCUCUGUACUCAUGCAGCACUAACGGAAAUCCAUGUCAAGCCUUUAGCGGAACCUAACACAGAAACAUUUCUGCUGUGAAAAACGUUUAUUGUUUCAAAGAGGGGCUUGAACAGGAAGGGGAAAGAAAAAAGAAAGCAGUACAACCGGUCAGCAGUGCACAGCUUGAAUGGUCUCCAAUGGUGAUUGAAAACAUCGGAGCAUCUUACAUAAAACACUUUAGCUGAGUACCUUUCUUCCUUUUAACACAAUCAAUGAAAUGGAAGGCACAGAAAGUAAUCAGAGGUAAUUCCUCUUUACAUGAAUGUAUAUCUCAAGUCAACAACACUAUUAUGCUAUGAGUGUAAGUGGGAAAGCUUCCAGUCAAAGGGCCACAGACAAUCUUUAAACAGUAAGUCUGCUUAAUUGUAAGUCUUAUACAAACUGAAGGGAAGAGAGCUCUUUCCACUCUGGUCCAUAUAGAACCAAAAAAUGUAAAUUAUCUGUUUUGACAUUGCACUGCUGACCCGAUAAUUUAGGAAUGUGUCUCCACCUUCUUUUUGCCUCAGUGCUCAGAAAGGUAUCUUAAAAAUGCACAAUGAAAAUAUUUGGCUUUGCAUAUUGGGAAAUGGCUUCUCUCAGUAUUUAAAAGCAGUUAUGUCAAAAAUACUCUAAAACAUGCAAAAAGUUGGCCUAUUUGUAGUGUUAUAAUUUUUAACACAUACUCACUGAAAUUGGGUAUGUGUUUUCCUGACGCGGCGCAGAGUAGGGAUAGUGAAGGUGGAUGAGUUGGCAUUGCUCAUCCACAGCAGGGGUAAUGCAUAAACGAGGAGAAGAAGCAAGUGCAGGUAGUGUGGAGCGGAUGGAAACGAUUGUCGGGGUGAUUUGUGACAGAAGGAUAACAGCGAGAGUGAAAGGGAAAGUUUACAAGAUGGCAGUGAGACCUGUUAUGAUGUACGGUUUGAAGACGGCGGCAGCGACAAAAAAGACAGGAGGCCGAGCUGGAGGUGGUAGGGAUUUUGUUUUGUUGGGAUUAGAAAUGAGUCGAUCAGAUGGACAGCUCGGCUGAGACGGUUUGGGGAAGUGCAGAGGAGGCGUAUUAUUAUACUGGAAAGGAUGUUAAAGAUGGAGUACCUCCAUAAGAAAAAAUAAAUAAAUCUUAUUUUUGUACACAGUAUUAUAGCACUGAUAGCACUUUUUUCUUUUUUUCAUGACCUAUACUAUAAUACAAAUAAAAUAGUGCACAUAAUCCAUCCAGCCAUCUUCAUCCGCUUUAUCCGAGGCCGGGUCGCGGGGGCAGCAGCCUAAGCAAGUGCUGCUGCCCCCAUAAUAUUGUGCACAUAAUAUUUUGUUAAAAUAAAUUAUUGCAAUCACCUUGUAGAGAAAACCUCUAAAGAACACAGAGUUGGCCUCAGUAGCCUGAGAUGGAGUCAGAUUCCUUACCUGAAUUAUUGCUUUAGUCCCUUGAUAAAGAGUGUUAUAGAGCAAUAAUGUAGCUAAUAAACCACUUAAAACUUUAUUUACACCAGAAUGUAGUAAGCUGUGCCUUGUGUUGCUUUAAUUCUAUGAAUUUAACAUAAUGUCUCUUUAUAGCUUGUGUCAUCAUGUUGCCUUACACACAUGUAUUUUGGUACGGUAUUCAAUUAUUUAAUCCUGAAUGUUUAAAAAAAAAUGUUUUUUUUUAAUAUGAAAAGUAUUAUUUAUUUCAUUAUUCACAAAAUAUUUAAAGAGAUAAGAAGAAAACUUGCUAAUGUCUUGUAAUGAUUUCUUCAUCAUAAAAAGAGUGUGACAAUUUGUUCACUAGGAGUCAUCCUAUUAGGUAAGAUAUUAUUAUUUAAUCUUAGCAGGCUGUGUUUUAAUCAGCCAGAGUACUCAGUAAAUAACUUUCAGCAUGACAAGAGGGCAGAUGACAAAGCAAGGAUCUUGAGCUUAAGCUGUCUUUUACCUAGAUCUAGUCUCAGCGUUCUUAAUGACUGCACAGAGUACAUCCUGCUUAUGUAAAGAGAUUUUUUGGGGGGGAAGGGGGGCACUACAGUGUAUGUGCAUAGACAAAAACAAAUGGGAAUUUGGGUGGAGUCCGAUAAGGUUGUAAGAUUUUCUUUCAGAUUAACUAAUUGAAGUCCAGAAACUCCAUGGAAACCUAGUGUUGUUUAUGCUUCUCUCAUCCUGUCUCCAAAUAUGAGAUAACACAGCAUCCAUUAUCCAUUAUAGUGUAACACUUGACUCUGAACUUGGCUCUCACAGUGGUGGUCUCAGUCUUUUGGCCACACUCUGCUGACCAAACCCUGUUGUUGCAGUUUCAUUCUAGGAAAACACGCCCUUUCAGCCACAGACACACUAUGUUGUUGUGGGCUCUGAUUUACAGCCACAUGGUUUUAACUGUUUUGAUCUGCAGUGUCUACACAAAUAUUUAACACUGUAGAAGGAGAUGGUACUUUCCACUGUUUAUGGUUCAUAUGUUGUUCUGUCUGUCUUAGGCUACUAUAAUUAUAAUGAAGCUUACUAAAUCUGUGGCUUAAGACAGAAUUUACAUAAUCCCUGAUCUAACAACUAGGUUUGUCCUUUGGUAAACCAUCUGCAUGCACUCAUGUUUUGUUUAUGUCUGGGUUCUUUUCUGAGUCACUCAUCAAGUUGUAGAAAUGUGUCAAGUGGUGUUAUAGAGGACUUACAGUUAAGCAUCACUGAUAGGCUUUACUUUAGGACUAUGUUAAGAAACACUUACGGUAUCACAGGACUAAGCUGGUGCUGCAUUGGUGUCUGAGGUCACAGAUAUGGUGACUAACAAACAUGUUUUUGGUUUCUGUUCUGUUCUGAUAAGAGUAAAUCUGCAUUCAGGACCCCAAGUUUUCCUGUCCUUCUUCUCACAGGAAGACUUCAGGAAGGAAAUUAUUGGAAAACAAACACAAAUUCCGAUUAAGGAAAUUCUUAGAACUGAAAGCAAAUGUCAUAAAUGUAGCUUUUCACAUGUGCGUCAUGUUGUUUAAAGUUUCUAAGCACGCACGAUACUUUGCCUGACAUGAAUUUACAACGCCUGUCUGUAACUGCAAUCCGUUGCCAGCAGAGGUCGCUGUUAUCCAACAGACCCGACAUCGGUUCAACGCCUACCCUGAACUGAACACAAAUCCAUGGCUAACCUGACCCUACAAGCCAAGGCUUAGAAUAAUACUCGCAUGCCCAUUUCACCCUGAAAAUGAUUAUCUCAGAGUGUAGUGUAUGGCAAUUCCAAGGUCCCCGGGGAGUCGACAUUACUCAGAAUAGCGUGAAUUCCUUGGGUAACAAAUGAAAUGCGACAUGCAUCUGGUGUGAUAGGCCUUGGAGGGUGAUUCAGUGCAAUCCUCCAAGGUAUGCAUGUGCACUAAAAGUAUCAGAAAGGUAUGGUUUGUGAUUUUGUCACUUCUGAGUUGUUUGCACUUGCUGUAGUAGGUGCUGGUGUGUUACAUGAAAAUUAAAACGUUCUCUUUUGGUCUGAGAGUCACGACAGAUGAUUCCGUGAGAACUUGGGUGUGGCGGUUUCCCUUUGAAGUAGAAGACAAAACAACCUAAAAAAAGAGCAGGAAAAAAUAAACAACAAAGUACCAGAUGAGCCAUUGCUUGAUUUUAUUUGUACAGUACUUCCUCAGGAAUCCUAAACCUGUAGCUGCUUGAGCUGUGGGGUACUUGAAUGUUUUGGUAAUUAGCCUACUCGACAUGUGUGUUUAUGUAUAAGAGAAGGCAUAUUCAUGCUGUGAGUGAUUCGAAUUGUUCUUUGUUUUCCUUUUGAAAUUCCAGUCAAGUGCAGAUUAUUAUCCAUUUAUGUUUUAAGUGUUUGUACUUUUCUUGAAUUUAAUUUAAAAUAAAUUACCUUUCAAUUUAUUUUUAUUUAUUUAUUUUUGUUCUCCAGGGUUUGUUUGUAUUUUUGUUUUGUUUUUUAAAUAUAUUGUCCUAGUGAUUUUAAACCCUAGUCCUUCUGUCAUCUUCAUGGGAUUGGUGGUAGCCAGUAUGCUCACUGGGGGUAGUAGUGACACCUGGGAACAUCUGUGUGUCCUCUUGUUUCCUAACUUAAUCCCUAGUAGGACAAGUAGAUGGGUUUAUUUAUUUAUUUAUUUGCAUAUUCUGUAUAAUUUAAAAAGUUGUUUGUAGCUGUGCUUGUACUGGACAUUUUCCACUGCUGUGUUUAAUUAAAUCUUAAAAUAAAUCACUUAAAAUGA